Molecule: messenger RNA, 898 nt
Organism: Adelges cooleyi (spruce gall adelgid)
Lineage: Eukaryota; Metazoa; Arthropoda; Insecta; Hemiptera; Adelgidae
Product: cuticle protein 7-like
Exons: 2
Coding region: 132-602 (156 amino acids)
Cellular component (GO): extracellular matrix
Source: RefSeq, a predicted model, not a curated record
GGUGGAGGGGUCGAACACCCCGAGCCCGAGAGGUGUGUGUGUAUAAAUAUACCGGCCGCCGUCCAUCCGAUCAUCAGUCUCUUGUGUUUCGUCUUAUCACACAACAACAUCCAUCAAUACGUCCAACGACAAUGGCCGCUAAGUUGAUCAUCUUCGCCGCUUGCGUGGCUUCUGCUCUCUCCCAAUACGGCGCCCCCGCCUACAAGCCAGCCUACUCCGCCCCGGCUUACCCGGCACCCAAGGCUUACGCACCGGAACCCGAAUACGCACCAGCACCGUACAGCUUCGAAUACAGCGUAAACGACCCAAGCACCUACGACGUCAAGAGCCAAGCCGAAUACAGCGACGGCAAGACCGUCAAGGGAUACUACAGCUUGGUCGAAGCCGACGGCACCAAGAGGAUCGUCGAGUACACCGCCGACGACUACGGUUUCAACGCUGAAGUCAAGAAGGAAGGUACCCCGUCUUACAGCGCUGCCCCGGCUUACAGCAAGCCGUCUUACUCCGCUCCGUCUUACUCUGCCCCGGCAUACAAAGCCGCCUACCCCGCACCGGCCCCGGCUUACCCAGCGCCGUCCGCCUACCCGGCCCCAGCUUACUAGAUGGCCAGCCGUCAAUACAGUGCCGCCAUAGCGCGUUUACUAACGCCUUUGCUCAAACUUCACUUCUUCUUCCCUCUCUUACUCUCUCUCUCUCUCUCUCUAUCGUCUGUCUCUUCUCCUAUUUUCUGUUUACAUCCUCUGGCAUCCGACGCGUUCAUAUUGAACCGCAGUGGGAAUGUUGCUAUUUGUGUCUGCGUUGCCAUAAUUUGUAUUUUACAUAAUAUAUAUUUGUACAAAACAAAUGUAUGCAUUUACUAUAUGUAAAUAUACGAAUUUUUUGUAUUUACCGAACUGAA